Aspergillus chevalieri is the source of this 2067-nucleotide messenger RNA. It is a transcript of the gene PEP7, whose product is annotated as putative vacuolar segregation protein (Pep7). Gene Ontology annotation, molecular function: DNA binding; metal ion binding. Bases 1 to 2067 code for a protein of 688 amino acids. The transcript has 6 exons. NCBI's taxonomy places the organism in Eukaryota, Fungi, Ascomycota, Eurotiomycetes, Eurotiales, Aspergillaceae. Gene Ontology annotation, biological process: DNA repair. The record is from RefSeq and is a predicted model, not a curated record.
AUGCCCCCAAGGACGCUGGGCGGUGGUCGUGUCCUGGGCAAUGCGAACGCUUUCACUCCCGCCGCGGCCUCAUCAUCUCCGCAACAGCAGCAGCAGCCCAAGGGAGCUCGGGUUCUGUCGCCAUCCGCCAGCAGCGUGUCUCUCGGCUCGCAGGCAUCCGCGUCGCAGUUUUCCUCAACGGAGAGCCAGGAUUUGAUCUCGAGGAUAUCGUUGGAGAAUGGUGAUACUUCGAUAUCAGCGGCCCCGGCGGCGGCUGGGGCACAGCUUGCUUGUCCGAUCUGUAGUGAGGAGAUGGUAACGUUACUGCAAUUGAAUAGACAUCUCGACGACGUCCACCAAAACCUAGAAGACGACCGCCAAGACGAAGUCAAAGACUGGUUCAAAGUCCAAAUGGAAAAAGCAAAGCGCUUCCAGCCCCUCGCCGUCCUAAACCAGAAACUCAAAGGCCUGGAUGUCUUCGAAUCGAACGAGAACAUCCAGCCAUCCCUCGCAGGGCCCUCUACCCGACCCCUCGCUCCCGCUACUUCUUCUUCUGCACAAGUACCUCUUCCGGCUCCUGAUAAUGGUCCGAGACCGUUGGAUCCGGAUGAUGUGAUUACAAAGGAACAUUGGCAGCCUCGGACGUUUAAUGAUGUUUGCUUGGAGCCGACGUGCGGGAAGAGGCUGAAUGCGACGAAUGGGUGUGUGCAUUGUCGGAAGUGUGGGAAGUUGUUCUGCGAGGAGCAUACUAUGUAUCAGAUGAAGUUGUCGAGGUCUGCGCAACAUGAGCCGGUCAGGGGGUUGUGGUCUAGGGUUUGUGAGACUUGUUAUAAGUCACGAGAGGGGUACAAUGAUCAUAAUGGCUUGGUGAGAAAUCAAACCGACGCAUUCCGGGCCAUGAGAAAACCCGUCGUCGACAAAUCCACGCUGGAAAUGUCUCGGUUAGAGAAACGCUUGACGCGACUUACUCAACUACUAGCCAAUUUGCCUUUAGAGCAGAUCCAGUCUGGAGGGAACAAGCUCUGGUCUAUUUCGUGGCAGAACGAUCAACGCAAGGCCCUUGAGCAGACGAUCGUCAGCUGGCAAGACGAUGCGAGCGUUCCCAGGUGUCCUUUUUGUCAGCAGGACUUUUCCGCUUAUACUUUUCGGAGACACCACUGCAGGACUUGCGGGCGAGUUGUUUGUGGUGAUCCGGUGACGGGAUGUUCUGCGGAAGUACCGUUGAGCAUUGCACCUAUGUCGAGGGUGCCUGCGGAGAAAGGUACUACGGGCUUGAUUGAUGUUGAUAUUAGGCUCUGCAAGGAAUGCAGAGCAACCUUGUUCAAUCGGCGAGAUUUUGAGGCAGAUAUACUGCGGAAACCUCCAGACCUGAGGGCAUACGAGAACUUGACACAAUUUGAGAGAGGCAUUCGAAUAUUGCUGCCAAAAUUUCAGAAGCUUCUAGCAGCUUUACAAGAUUCGAGACGGCCACCAUCGGCCGCUCAAAUAGCAGAUGCCUCCAAAGUCCGCAAGCGACUUAUCGAUUCCUUUUCCCAAUAUGACGUCGCGGCCAGACGAAUCCGCGACAUGCCAACUGAUUCCAUUACGCAAAAAUGCCUCCAAAAAGCCGUCUACCAACAAGCCAGCAACUUCCUGCACCUCCAUAUGCUUCCUCUGAAAUCUCUACCUAAGAUUCUCAAGCACGCCAUACCUAAUGCUCGCCUUCCAAGCGCCACGAGUUCUCCCACACCAAGCAGUUCGCCUGCAAAUGGUCAUCGACCACAUGAGUCCGCUCUUGCGUCUAUCAAGUACGGGAAUCCGGCAGCCAACGGCAGCGCUAGCAGCGUAACCAGCGAGACGAGUAGCGCUAUUUCGGCAAUGGAGGCAGAAGAAAAGUCACUUCGCGAUCGACUUAUUGUACUGGAAGAGCAGAAAUUCUUCGUGUCGGAGAUGAUCGCCGACGCGAACCGUCGUCGCAAAUUCGACGAAGUCAGUAGUCUUGCUGUGAAUAGUGAGGAUCUCAGUCGGGAGAUUGAUCGCGUCAAUGGGAUGUUGGAUGGGUUGGAUUUUGAGGGUGUUUAUACUACUACUGGCCAACCGCAGGUUUGA